Gopherus flavomarginatus (Mexican gopher tortoise) is the source of this 8470-nucleotide messenger RNA. It is a transcript of the gene GLRA3, whose product is annotated as glycine receptor alpha 3. Bases 491 to 1903 code for a protein of 470 amino acids. Gene Ontology annotation, biological process: chemical synaptic transmission; regulation of membrane potential; chloride transmembrane transport. Lineage: Eukaryota; Metazoa; Chordata; Testudines; Testudinidae. The transcript is spliced from 10 exons. The record is from RefSeq and is a predicted model, not a curated record. Gene Ontology annotation, molecular function: transmembrane signaling receptor activity; transmitter-gated monoatomic ion channel activity; glycine binding. Gene Ontology annotation, cellular component: postsynaptic membrane; plasma membrane; neuron projection.
GGAGCUCUCCUGAGUGGCUGUGGGCAGCCCAUUGCCUGCGCUUGGUCUCCGCCCUCCCCCGUGCUAGCUCUCUCAGCUGGUCCUAGCGUUCCAGUUGCUCAGGAAUGUGGCGAGCCAGGUUCCGGCUGCUAGCAGGAGCCGGAGGGAGGAAGGAAAGCUGAGCGCAUGCUGCCGCUGCCUCCUCUGCUCUGCCUGAUCUUCCCCUUUUGAAUCCGUCUUUUUCUUUAAAUGAAAAAUACAAACCCUACCGAGAGCUGGUUCCCAGCCACCACCAGAAAAUGUUCGGCCAAGUGCCCGGUGCUGGUGAAUAACUAACCCCGGACUAAAACUUCCCUGCAAGUGGGAUUACAGGUGCUACGCUGCCGCAGGGAGCUCUCCAGGGUGCUGAAAUCCCGGCAGUUUCUCCAACAGAUCCCAAGACUGACCAAAUUUCCUUGGCACUCUUUCUGGAUCCUCCAUGAUUCGGAAACGUCUGCUCUGGAGGUUGUGAAUGCCUCGUAGUAACAUGGCCAAGGUUACAUACCUUCGUGCAGCUGUUUCGGGAUUUUAUCUCUGGGAAGCUGCAGUUCUGCUCAGUUUGGUAGUCACAAAGGAAACGGACAGUGCAAGAUCUCGUAGCAUGCCAAUGUCGCCAUCUGAUUUCCUGGAUAAAUUAAUGGGUAGGAUGUCAGGCUAUGAUGCAAGAAUCAGACCAAAUUUCAAAGGCCCUCCAGUUAAUGUUACAUGUAACAUAUUUAUAAACAGCUUUGGAUCCAUUGCAGAGACAACCAUGGAUUACCGAGUGAAUAUCUUUCUCCGUCAGAAUUGGAAUGAUCCACGCCUUGCAUAUAGCGAAUAUCCAGAUGACUCUUUGGAUUUAGAUCCAUCCAUGUUAGAUUCUAUUUGGAAACCUGAUUUGUUCUUUGCUAAUGAAAAAGGUGCCAACUUUCAUGAAGUUACGACAGACAACAAGUUGUUACGAAUUUUCAAAAAUGGAAAUGUUCUUUAUUCUAUCAGAUUGACUUUAAUACUGUCCUGUCCAAUGGAUCUCAAAAACUUCCCAAUGGAUGUGCAAACAUGCAUAAUGCAGCUGGAAAGUUUUGGAUAUACAAUGAAUGAUCUCAUUUUUGAAUGGCAAGAAAAGGGAGCUGUACAGGUAGCAGAAGGGCUCACUCUGCCACAGUUUCUGUUGAAAGAAGAGAAAGAUUUAUGUUAUUGCACCAAACAUUACAAUACAGGAAAGUUUACAUGCAUUGAAGUUCGAUUCCACCUUGAAAGACAAAUGGGUUAUUAUCUCAUUCAAAUGUACAUACCGAGUCUCCUGAUUGUCAUUCUCUCCUGGGUAUCGUUUUGGAUCAAUAUGGAUGCAGCACCAGCCAGAGUGGCUUUAGGUAUAACAACUGUGCUGACCAUGACAACACAAAGCUCAGGUUCGCGAGCAUCACUUCCAAAGGUUUCAUAUGUCAAAGCUAUCGACAUUUGGAUGGCGGUAUGCCUGCUCUUUGUAUUUUCUGCACUUCUGGAGUAUGCAGCUGUAAAUUUUGUGUCAAGACAGCAUAAAGAGCUUCUUAGAUUCCGCCGGAAGAGGAAGAAGAACAAGGUAGAAGCUUUUGCAAUAUUAACUUACUUUCUUUUCUUGCAACAGGACGAUGAGGUAAGGGAAAGUCGAUUCAGUUUUACAGCCUAUGGAAUGGGACCAUGUCUACAAGCAAAAGACAGAGUUACUCCAAAGGGGCCAAAUAAUCCCAUCCAAGCUGCACCAAAAAGCUUCGAUGAAAUGAGGAAGGUAUUCAUUGACCGAGCCAAGAAAAUUGAUACCAUUUCCAGAGCUUGCUUCCCAUUAGCCUUUCUGAUUUUCAACAUUUUUUAUUGGGUUAUCUAUAAAAUCAUUAGGCAUGAGGACAUUCACCAACAACAAGAUUAAGGCUUGUAGUACAAACUAUUGGGGUUGGCAUGUUCAGCAAGAGGUUUUCCGUUACAAAUGUGCAUACAGAUUACUGGGAUAGUUAAAAGGCACAAAGAAAAAGAUCCCAUUUGACUUGCUAUGCAGAGUCACUAUUGGAUAGAUGAAGAAUGACACCCAGUGAAGAUAUAUCUACUAUUACUAAGUUUGUACUUCAUACUAACUAAACAAUCAACUUUUUCAUAGUAAAAAUCACAACACUAUACUACAGCUUUACUGCCAACGUGUUUAUACAUACUUUUACAUUGUGGUACAAUUGUACAGUAUUCUUUAAAGUUCCUUACAAUUUUUUAAUUCAACUAUAUUUUUAAAAAAAUAUUACAAAAUGAGUCUAAUGUCUUAGAUGACUACCAGAGUAACAGAUUAAAGGAUGGUCAGAAAUUUGAAUAUAAAGUUUACAAAAUUAGUAAUGAAUUACUGAUUUGAGUUUUAGAGCUCAAACACAUUUUCUUGUUUUAAUGACAAUGGGUUUUAUCAUGAGCACAGGACACAUUAUAUUAUAGGGUUCUUUUUUUAAAAAAAAAGAAGAAAAACAAAUUUACUCAUACAAAGCACUUCAUAAAUUGAUUAUGGUUCCCCUGGAGCUUAAACAACAUGGCAAUGCAAUGCGCAAAGUAGCACCAAAUAUCUAUUGCCCAGUCUGAAGCGACCCACUGGUCAAACUUUCUGGUACUGUGCAUAUCACAAUGGGAACAAGGUACUGUUUAAAGGAUUGUUGCCCUUAUGUACUUUUAAUUACUCAAUCACCCUUGGGUAAAUUGAAAGAGAAAAUUUAAAAAAAGCCAAAAGGAUUAAAAGAUAUUUCUCAUAUCAGGAAAAUGUUCAGAAACUACAGUAUUUGCGGAGACAAGCCAGAUUAUUAAAAAUGACAUCAAAAUAAGUUUGUGAAAAGUGACAUUAAAAACAAAACAAAAGGGAUAAGUCACUUAGACUAUACCUAUGAUAAAAGUAACUUUUAUGAACUUUUUUGAAGCUGACUAUGGCAACAUUUCUGCACAGAUACUUCCAUUAUCAUCAGUGAAAGUUUAAUAUACAAGUACCUAAAGAUAACCAGGUCAGUCUUUUCUUAAUUUGAAUGAUUUGUUCAAUGAGAAGAUUCUGACAUGACUUCUUAGACACUGGCAGAAAAUAGUCUGUAUCUUAGAAAACACUAAGCAGUUCUUCUAAAAAUGUAUCAGGACAAUCUUUUAUUUUUACUGCACAUCAUGGUAAAAGAUAGGAUAAGAAAUUGAAACUGUUGGAGCAAAUUUUCGCUACUUAGAAUUAGAUAGAUUACAUUAAUGGUUUCUUUCAAAUUAUUACAGAAUAGAUCUUAUAUCAUUUAAAAAAUAUAGACUUCCAGUAAAUAAUGUUGCCACUUCUCUAAUGAAAAGCAAAAAAAAAAAAAAAGUUCUAAAAUGUGGAAACCUAUAGACAGCUACAGGCAAGAGCAUACCUGAUGCUUUGAACUUGUAAUGGAAUCCAAUAGCUAAGACAAAUUAUUGAAAAGUUUGUUUUGAGCACAUUUAAAAUUUUCAGUUUGUUAUAGCUCAAAGUGCAUACACAAAAGCAAAACAACUGGAGGCAAACAUCUGCUGCAUUACUAGAAGCAUAUUGCAUAUGAACUAGUCAUAGCAACAUAUCCUUGCAUGGAAGAUUAGAACACAACAUUGGUUUUGUUUGAGGAUUAGCUAGGGGGAUUUUUAAAAGAAUGGCAAUCUGGUUGUUCUAAAUUGUCUCAAAACAAUUGCAUAACCCUUUUUAAUUUUGAAUAUGGUCCUAUUUAGGUUUUCUCCCUCCCAACCCCAUUAAUGCAUAAAAUAGAUUUAGAGCAAUUGUUUUGGGAUAUGUGUUAUAAUUUUCACAAAUAUAUUUAUAUAUCCUGUCCAGAAGAACUGAACUCAUUAAUUCUCAUGUGUGCCUGUGUGUGUGUAUUAUAUACACAAGAGUGAGAAGCUGGCGAAGUGGCUUUUGUCUCCUGUAAACUAUUAAAUACUAUAAUCUCUGGAAAGAUUUGUUGGUGCAUUUCUGUGCCCAUUGUAUUCAGUGGUAAAGUGUCCCAUUUAUUUCAAGAGUAGGAUUGGGCCCAUUAUCAUGAGGCAUUCAUAAAAUGUUAUACAAAUCUCCAUGCUUGUCUUUUGUUCUUUUCUCUUUCCUAUUUAAAACAAUGAUCUUCCCCUCCAACACCAAUAAAAGAAAUCUGGAUGAAUCAGUAUAUAAAGUGUACUGGGCCAGAUCCUGAGCUGGAAUAAAUACAGUCCCUAGAACUACACCAGUUUACACCAGCUGAGGAACUCCCAGACUUUCCAAAGUCCAAUAGGCUGAAUAUUAUACAUACACAAGCUGGUUUUGAAAACACUUGAACAGAACUGAAUAACACAAUUACAAAGUUAAACAUUCAAUAGUGAGAGAAUACUAAGAUUUAGAAAAGAUUAUCAGAUGGAAAAAAAAGACAAAAAGUCUUGAGAGCAAGAUAGAAAAUGGAAUAGGCACUAACAGUGACUAAAUUGUGUGGUGGGACAGAGAAAAGUAGAGAAGAGCCAGAUAAGAUCAAUAAUUAUCCAUGAACGCCCUCCUCCUCCCUUGAGUGACAGAAGGGGAAAGAAGGGGAGAGGAAUGAAUGUAGCAUACUAUUUCUGCAACUACUGUAUGGUAAUCAAAUUAGCAACUACAGUAUAUACAUUGUAAACCCAUAAACCUUCCAUAUGAUUGCUUUUCAGACAUCCCUAAUGGAUUAAAAUGAUGUGCAUUUACUGUGACAACAGGCAGUGUAUUACAUUGAUACUAAUGGGAGCCAUGUAUUGAAGGGAGUAUAUACUCCUGUAGGGGAUUGCAAAGUAUUUCUAAAUGUACAUAUUUAUAGUUCUGUAUGUUCUUUAAGAAAUAAGAGAAAUCAGUUAUUGGAUUAUUUCUGGAAUGUCUUUGCUUUAGUAACAGUACUAAGAACAGAAAUGGUUGAGACAGAAGGGACAAGCUACAGUGAUUUAUUUUGUAACUACUAAACAAUCAUCUAACAAGUUGUGAUUUUUUUUUCCCUUUUAGUUAACUACUUGGAGUGUAGUCUUGCCCCACUGAAGUCAAUGGGGUCAAGAUUUCUCCCCCAGAAGGCAACUUCACAUUUUUAUGAGAUCUUUAUGGUAACAAUUGUCUAUGUAACAAAGGCCUUUUCAAUCAGCUAAGAAACAUAGCUAAGAAACAUUUAUUUCAGCAAAAAGCACUGUAGCCAGUCAGCAAUUUGCAGCUUAAAAAUUUUAUUCAAAGUAUUCGUAUUCCACUGAAUAUAAAAAGAAAAUAAUCAUAAGAUGACAGAAUUGUCAAGUAAGAUUUUAAGUUGCUUCAUGUCACAAAAUACCAGCUACCCAUUAGUGCCUAUGGAAAAAGAGUCCAAAAUACCAGCAGGCAUGCCAACCAACCACACAAAUCCAGGAAUGAUCUCUCAGAGCCAGAGGCUUAUCUGCUAGGAAGAUCUUAGUCUUAAAACAGAUUAUAUGGUAUAAAAAUAAUGCCAGGCUGGACUAUAUAGAAGGGGUGACAAAACAGCACAGCACACCUACCCUACACUCAUGUUAGGCAAACCAACCUUGGAAGAAACUGUAAAUAUUAAGGAAGAGAUUGGGAUAUUUAUGCCACAGGUGUGCAUAGGGGGCAAUACAAAGUCAGAGGAAGAAAAGUGAGGAGGUUCCUGCUGAGUUCUAACAAUCUGUUUUCCUAUGCACAAAAAUGUUCAUGAUUUCAAAAUUAUGUUCCGAUUUGGGAUAGGAAAAAGUUGAAUAUUGAAGAGUGUUCAAGAACCAAAAAUCCCCCCAGUAAAAUAAAUUAAAAAAAAAUCAGUUCAGGUCAGCUGAAAUAUUUUGAUGAUUUCAAGAAGUUUUGACCAUUUAAAAACUAUAAUUAGCUGAACGAGAAAAAGGUCAUUUCAAAUGGUAACACUGGAAUUUUUCCUUUCUAAAAGUUUAAAUGUUUCAUUUUGAUAUAUUUCAAGAAAAAAAUUCUGAUUUUUUUCAAGUUGAGAAACUGACCCUUUCCCAUGAAAAGUUUAGGCUUUGAUGAAUCAGCACUUUCAGGCCAAAAAAAAGUUUCAAUUUUUCAAUUCUUCAACCAGCCCUACUUGUUAUGCCUCAGGCAAAGCUUCUCCUUGCCCCAGAGAUGUUAAUCUGCUGCCUCCAAUGCACUGGCCGUAGUGUCCCUGUGCCCUCCAGAGUGCCGGGACUGCUAACGUAAGAGGCCAUUGGUUAACAACUCAAGGAGGGCAGAUUUCUUGCCCAUGUAAAGCCCUGUGUCUUCCAUACUGUUUGCAAGUCAGCUUGUGUACUCCUGCUUUCUGUGGUUGUGCCAUGUAACUUAAAAAGUUAGAGGACCAAAGUAGUGCAUUGAGACUAGAGAAAUAAUUUGGGGCCCAUACUAGUUACACAGGUACAAAGAAAUCCAUUUUCAUAGAACUGGUGCAGGCAUAAUGGAAAAGGAAGCUGUGAUCAUGUGGCAUGCUCCUCGUGUUCCACAGUACCACAGGAUCUCCUCCAUGCAUUUGGAGUGCAAUGUGUCUGGGGCAAACUGCUGAGCUUAGAAUAGGUGCUGUACACUACAGUCACCUUUUAAAUGGCUGAUUCCCAUGAGGAAGUAAAAGAGUUUAUGCUGUUUGGACCAGCACUAACUCCCCUUCCAUGCCUUCUUCCUCCCCCAGAGGAAGGAGGAUAAGGCAGAAGUGAAGGAAUAGGAGCCUAUGGCUGCAUGGUUCCAGAGCACUAAGCCAAAGGUUGGGGAAGGACAGAAAGCAAUGUGGCAGAAGUACCUUGCUCCUUAGGUGGUUGCCCCAAGAUGCACAAUCUUGGAAUCUGCUUUCUUCAGGGGGUUGAAGACUGGAGUUUCCAGACCAUACCACCUGUUAAAACACUCCAUUCUUGAGAGAAAACAAGAAGAAGUGCCAUGAGAACUGUGUAUCAUAUUGUAUUCAAAUAGCUACAGGCCUCCUCAUUUUUUAGCAGCUAACUCAUAGUUAAGAUGCUAAUUGAAUCAAGAUGAUCUUCAAAAUAAUUGCCACUGAGUUGCGGACAAGAUGUGAAAAAGUAGUAAUGGACCUCUAUGAAUACUGGUAAUUUGGAAAAGCCAUAUUAGACCUAUUUAAAAAAACAUUGCUGGAACAAUAUAAAAAACAUUCAAGUAUUAUAUUAUGACAGCUGUUUUUUAAAAUAUACAACCAGACAUUUUUCUGUAACUAUAUUACAUUCAUUUAAAAAGUGACCGGUACAAUAUAAAAUUCAGAAGACUAAAAGUCUUACAACUGCUGUAGAAAUCAAGUCCAGUCACUUUAGCCUUUUACAGGCACUGAAUGUUAGUGCAGUGCUAGUUACAUACUCAAAAUGUAUACAAAAUUGUGGACUGCAAAGUAAGCGAAUUAAAAUCAAAAUUGCGGUGAAAGCCUAGUAUUGCAGGAUCUGCCAUAUCGCAAAGGAUGUGGGGCCUUACUAAGUUAAAUUCCUCAGUGUAGGGGCUUAGAAUAUGGUUAAAUGCCACACCUUGGCACAAAUGAAACCUAAACAAAACAAACCUCAUGUUGAGUUACUUCCAAUAAGAAAACAUUAGUGUUCAUUGUUUCCUGAUGUUUCUAAGAUGAUGGGGGCAAAAAUAAAAUAUAGUCCUUUUUAUUUAUAAAAGUUACCUAUUCAAAGACAUAUUUAAACUAACUCAUUGCUUUCACCAUAUUGUAGCUUCAAGAAACCUUGACAGCAGGCACGAGUUUUUUAAACGGAUUGGUGGAAGUCACAAACAAAUUGAGAUUCCCCCCCCUUUUGUCCUAGAUCAGCUGUAUAUAGUCUCUCUGAAUUCUCUGACGUGUUUGCCCUCUCUUAGCUCUCUGCUGCUCUCUUUGGUAAUUUGUGAAGCACUUUUCUUAUAGGCUGCUUUAUGAAAAGUCCAGUUUAAAACCCUAGAUAUGCUUCUGUUUAAGCAAUUCAGAUAUGCACUUUAGACUGCAGGAAUGAAGAAAUGCUUCCAUUUUGUACCACGGUAAAUUCCAGAACUACCAUUAGGUAAUAUAGUUGAAACCAAGAUUCAGAGUAAAAACUCAUACACAGUUUAGAACUGCUAAAGAUAAAAAGUCUUCUUUAACCCUAGAAGGAUUCAAGUGUAUUCUUUCUAGCAAUAAUUUUGUAUUAGAUGAAAAUGAGUUCAUAUGAUAACCAAGCCCAAAUAAACUUGUUGGAUGCAAGAAAGUGGUGCACUUAAUUUUAUAUUUAGCAUUUAUUGUCCCUUUAUGUGUAAAUUCUGCUCUCAUGUAGACUAUUGUAGGAGUUAAUCUGAUCUAACAGAGCAGAAUUUGGCCUUAGACCUCUAAACCGCUGAUCUAAUGAAUUCUUACAAUACCCCUAUAAAUUAGCAAAGUAUUUUUAUCUACAAGAUGGUACAUGAUUAUUUAUAAGACAAUUAUGUCAGACAAGCGUAAUUUUUUUUAAAAGGCUAACAUGAAAAUUUAAAAAAAAAUCACAAAUUAAACUGCUUGUUAGCAAGAAGUAGAUUUUUCUUUUUGCAAUGGUUAUAGAAAUGGUGCUUUCA